AUGGACACCAAGGAGGCUAUAUGGAGAAAUAAGGAGAUGUCUGAGAUUGUGGAUGGCUACUUUGAGAACAGCUUAAGGACCCUCGAUUUCUGCACAGAGCUCGUGAGGAGCUUGAAGCAUGCAAAAGACAGACAAUUAAACACUCUCCUAGCACUCCAAAGGCCUGAAGAAGAUCACCUAGGCAUUUACAAUCAUGGACAAGAAGCUGAGAAAAACAGAAACAUAUACUUGAGGACCUUGGAGGAGCUGCAGAAGUCGAAGGAAGAUGGGAGCCCAUUCACGGAAGAGCUCUUCCAAAUCUUACUUGCAGUUUACGAAAGCCACACUAAGAUGCUCGAGUUCGAGUGGCUGACAAACAGGAAAUUAAAGCUCCAAAAGAAGUUGAGGAGUGUUCGAUCUUGGAGGAAGGUCACAAGUAUGAUCUUUGUGACAACUUCGGCGGCAGUGGUAAUAUGCUCUGUGGCGGUGGCGGCCUCAGGGGCAGCCUCGCAAAUGGCCGCAGGGGCAGCCUUGCAAGUGGUGGCAGGCCUAUCAGCUGCCACUGCUAACCACCCUAUUAACUCAGUAGGCAACUGGUCGUUGGAUUGUGGAGAAAGUGGGCAAUGUGUUGCCCUAAAGGAUUUGAAGACCGUCGGACUGUUCAUGGGAAAGCUUGAUAAGGAGCUUAAGUCGCUUGUAGAGAUUGCCGAUUCCAUAGUGGAUUUGUUAGUAUCUAUUAAUAAAGAUAUGAAGUCACUUAUAGAGAUCAAGAAGCAAGUUCGGGAGUUUAUGGAGUGUGUUGACGAACUAGGGGUCCAGGCCGACUGGUGCAGCCACAAGAUUCGACGAGCAAGGGUGGUGUUACGGAGGCUGCCAUCGAGUAAUCAAAGCUAUGGCAAUCAGAGGAAGGAUGUGGCGAGAUCUUACCGUUACAGUGGGAUGCCGAACUUGGAUAAAGAAGCUACGGCAACCAGAACACAUGCUGCUCUCCAGGGGAAGAAGAUGGACAGAAAACAUACCGGUACAUUGCAAUUACGAAGUUUGGAAAGGGUGAGGAGAAAUCCUGUGAUGGAAAUGGGAAAUCUUCUCCGGCAACAAAAGGGGGAAAUGGAGAGGUGA
Molecule: messenger RNA, 1098 nt
Organism: Punica granatum (pomegranate)
Lineage: Eukaryota; Viridiplantae; Streptophyta; Magnoliopsida; Myrtales; Lythraceae
Source: RefSeq, a predicted model, not a curated record